CUCUCCCUCUGUUUCUUAGCCGCCUAAAGUUACCUCCAAUCCUAUACUUUGGGUUCGGUCUUCUUCUCAAUUAAUAACUUCUCACAAUUCUCAAAAAAUAAAAUAAAAGGACUCAAUCCGAAUUGCGCCUUUUCCGUUCCCAUUUGCUCUGUCAAAAUCAACCUCAAACGCAAAAUCUGGGAAGAAUUGAUCUCAUAAAUUCACUGAUGGGUUCCAAAAUCGUCUUUCGAUCUCUCACCGAGUUAUUCCCUCAGAUUGAUGCUAGGAUUUUGAAAGCUGUUGCUAUUGAGCACCCUAAAGACGCUGAUCUUGCUGCUGCUGUUGUUAUCUCUGAGAUUGUUCCCAAGUUUUUCCCUGAUGAUGAGCACAACAAGACACCAGCAUUGAAGGUCGAAGUAGGACGUGAUAUACCAAACGGUGGUUCAGAGACGGGUGCCUCUUCUUCAGGGACUAUCCCUCUUGCUCUUGAUGGAACAAGGUCCCCUGUUACUGAGUUGCUUUCUACUGAGGACCGGUUAACAAAUGGUGAUCUUGAUAUUCAGAGCAAAUCAAUGAUCGGAUCGGAUGAGUCUAGAGUGGUUUCCUCAGCACAUGCCGGAAUCAAACUGACUAGCGAUUGUUGGGAAGGUAUUGAUUUUCAUUUUACAGGUAAUCAAGCAGAGUCAAGCACAAGCUCAGUUUCAAAACGUGUUGUGCAUAAACCUGCAGCAGACAAUUCGGAAUCUACACUGAAUUCAUCAGAGCGUUCAGAUGAUGUGAGAGAGGCUGCAAGUGGUUCAUUGACUGGUGAAAACAGUGAUGCAGAGUUGAGUGGCUCAGUUCUUGUGGAAGAGACUUCGAAGGGUUCCUUGGCAGUUGAAAGUGGUGAUCCAGAGCUGGCUGGUGCUUUUAGCUCUAGUGUUAGCAGAUCAACUCAGGGAUGCAAAAUCGAUCACCUCGAACAGAUCAUUGAAGAUGCCAAAAGUAACAAGAAAACUUUGUUCAUUGUGAUGGAAUCGAUUAUGAAUCUGAUGAGAGAAGUUGAGCUUCAAGAGAAGGAUGCAGAAAAGGUGAAGGAAGACGCUACUAAAGGAGGCUUUGAUACCCUUAAAAAGGUUGAGGACCUGAAGAAGAUCCUGGCACAUGCCAAGGAGGGGAACGACAUGGAUGCUGGAGAAGUUUAUGGGGAGAGGUCAGUUUUAGCCACUGAAGUUAAUGAGCUUGAGAAUCGCUUGCUCAGCUUAUCAGAAGAACGUGACAAGUCUCUUUCUGUUCUUGAUGAGAUGCGUGGAGUUCUCGAAAUGAGACUAGCGGCAGCCCUGGAGAUUAAAAAUGCUGCUGAGAAAGAGAUCCAAGAGAAAGAAGGUUCUGCACGAAAGGCACUUGCUGAGCAAGAAGCAAUCAUGGACAAAGUUGUCCAAGAAUCGAAGCUUCUACAGAAGGAGGCUGAGGAAAACUCCAAGCUGCGAGAGUUCCUUAUGGAUCGUGGUCGGAUAGUUGAUUCUCUACAAGGAGAAAUCUAUGUGAUCUGUAAAGACAUCCGGCUCUUGAAAGAGAAGUUCGACAAUGGAGUGCCGUUGAGCCAAUCAAUCACCUCAAGCCAGACAAGCUGUAAACUAGCUUCUUCAGUAUCAUCCAUGAAGAGCUUGUUGCUUGAGAAGCCUCUUGAUCUAUCUUAUGAAGCACCUGAAGCCUCAGGAAACAACAACAAGAGCGCAGAAGCUUCAGUUAACGAGGGGAAAGAGAACGAACGUAAGGAGCUCCUGGAAGAUGGCUGGGACAUCUUUGACAAAGAAAUAGAGCUCUAAAUGAGACUUUGGGUUCUACAUAGAAGAAGAUUCAGUCUCUUUAUAGAAAUAAACUGGUGUUAAGAAUAAAAGAGAUGUGAAAGGGGUUUUGGGUUCUACAUUUAUUAUAUCCACUUUGCAGAGCAAAACUAUAACGUGAAAUAAGGAACAAGAACAGCUUAAUUUUUCUUGUGCAUAUUAUCUGUUAUUUUCUGUUAAAAGCUUCAUCCUGAACUUCUCA
Messenger RNA from Brassica rapa (field mustard), 2007 nucleotides. RefSeq names its product myosin heavy chain, non-muscle. The record is from RefSeq and is a predicted model, not a curated record. NCBI's taxonomy places the organism in Eukaryota, Viridiplantae, Streptophyta, Magnoliopsida, Brassicales, Brassicaceae.